AUCGGCUACCAGGACCGGCAGUUUGAACCGAGAGACCGAGCGGGAACCGUUAGUGGCGCGAGAGACCGACAUUUACUGCCAGACGGACAUAAAUAUUAUAUAUAUAUAUAUAUAUAUAUACACACACAGAUAUUUAUAGGGAGAUACUCCGAGACAGAGAUCCACACACACCCCUCCCCGUGACUGGCCUACACCGACCUCGGCUCCUGCCUCCUCCCGUCCGAGUCCGCCCAGGAGCGGCAGCAACUGGCAGUUGUCACCCGGAAUGACCACGAAGGAGAAUUGGGACCCACAGCGGCUCGGGAGUAAUAAGAGGACAUUUACUCCGAAUAGAUUGUGCAGUCCGAAGCCUUGUCUGAAGAAGCAGCUGAGCGGAUCGUUCAUUCCUGCAUCACCGACCGCCAGUUUCUCAAAAAACAUGUCCAAAGUUGCUACUGUGGUACCACAGACAACAGCACUGGGAUCUGGAGUUCAAAGAGUACUGGCAGAACCAGAAAAUCAGCAGCAGUUAGUUAAAAGCUGGUCCAUCGAUGACUUUGAUAUUGGACGUCCUCUUGGAAAAGGCAAAUUUGGAAAUGUGUACAUGGCUCGUGAACGGGAAACUAAGUUUAUCCUGGCACUGAAAGUGCUUUUCAAGUCUCACCUUGAGAAAGAAAACGUCGAGCAUCAACUCCGAAGAGAGAUUGAAAUUCAGUCUCAUCUCAAGCAUCCAAACAUAUUAAGACUUUACAACUAUUUUUUCGAUCGAACAAGAAUUUAUCUAAUGUUAGAAUUCGCUCCUCGGGGAGAGUUGUACAAAGAGCUGCAGAAACGAGGCUGCUUCAGUGAACAACAGAGUGCCACUUACAUGUUGGAACUGGCAGAUGCUUUGCUUUACUGUCAUUUAAAGAAGGUGAUUCACAGAGACAUCAAACCAGAGAAUCUACUGCUUGGUCUGCGUGGGGAAUUGAAAAUAGCUGACUUUGGCUGGUCUGUGCAUGCUCCUUCAUCCAGAAGAAAGACUUUAUGUGGCACUUUGGAUUACCUGCCUCCAGAGAUGGUGGAAGGGCGUUUGCAUGAUGAAAAAGUGGACUUGUGGUGCUUGGGCAUUCUGUGCUACGAAUUCCUGGUAGGACACCCUCCGUUUGAAUCAUCAUCUCACCAAGAGACCUACAGGAAGAUCUGUAAGGUUGAAAUCCAUUUUCCAUCCAGCAUGUCAGAUGGUGCUAAGAGUCUGAUCAGCCAGUUGCUUCGACAUAAUCCAGUCCUGAGACUUCCCCUCAAGGGAGUGAUGGAACAUCCAUGGGUGAAAGCCAAUGCCCGGAGGCUCCUUCCACCAGAAUGUACAGCCAGUGGUGAGAAUGAAGGACCUCACUAACCCUGGGGAUUGCUAACGUGUAUGCAAGCCAUGUAAUUAGCAAUCCUCACGUGUAAAUAUACAACUGUUUUAUACUCCAUAUCUUUUCUCUACCCUUGAUCCUCCCUUGGUCUAGUUUCAGCUGUUUGUGCUCUAAAGUUGAAGCUGACCUUUUGAGAAUGUAGUAUCAGUCUUCACAGAAAAGUUUCAGGCGCUUGGUGGAACACCGAUCUUGAAUAUUGCUGAAGAUUUUAAAUUUGUCCUACGAGCAUAAGAUUCAAACAAUCUCAAUUUUAUAGUACAUGGGAAAAGUGUGGCAAUUGGUGACUAGUUUCUUGUCAGCAACAUUCAAAUAAUUUGGUUCUUGUUUCAAGUUCUUGUUUUAACAUUUUUCUUAACUGUUGAGUGCCUUGAGUUCUUUAUUGUAAAUCAUGUUCCUCAUACUGGCAUUCAGUCUCAGCUUUGUGUUGCUUUUGUGUAAAUGAGUGAGCAGUUCUGAAGCAAAUCCAAUGUGUAUGAAACAUGUAUUUACUGCUUCAAGAGAGCUGAUUUGAAUUCUGCCAGACUCAAUUAGUUUGGGAAUUGUUUCUCUUUGCUGUAUGUAGUCACUAAAUAAACUUGACAUUCUGUAGAAAAUUCACUAAAGUAUUAUAACAUUUUUAGUCAGCAGUCUAUGGCUGUGGCUCUUCUGAAAACAAAUUAAUAUUCUAAUGGUCACUAACUUCCUGCUGUUUUUUUUGCAAAUAAAAAUAUCCUGAAAUUA
This is a messenger RNA of Hemiscyllium ocellatum (epaulette shark), 2099 nucleotides long. RefSeq names its product aurora kinase B (gene aurkb). The transcript has 8 exons. The record is from RefSeq and is a predicted model, not a curated record. NCBI's taxonomy places the organism in Eukaryota, Metazoa, Chordata, Chondrichthyes, Orectolobiformes, Hemiscylliidae. Bases 266 to 1357 code for a protein of 363 amino acids. Gene Ontology annotation, molecular function: ATP binding; protein kinase activity. Gene Ontology annotation, cellular component: spindle pole centrosome; chromosome passenger complex; spindle microtubule. Gene Ontology annotation, biological process: protein phosphorylation; mitotic spindle organization; regulation of cytokinesis.